AUGCAUCAGUCUGCGCUGUACGACUUUGGUGAAUUGUUGAUGAAGAACCAAAAUCGGCCAGUGCAGACCAUGAACGGGGCCCUGAGCUCCUUGGCUCCUGUGGGCGCAGGCGGAGUGACAGGUGGCGUCAGCUGGGAGCAGCAUCCAGUAUUGGCCCGCGCUGCUUCCGUGCCUGCACACCGUGCCCUCGUCGGUCUCCUUGACCGCCUAGGCCAUCGGCGGCUCGAGCGUACCACAAGUGAACCUGCACCUCCACCACCCGCCACCAGUAGAUACAAGACCGAACUGUGCAGGCCCUUCGAAGAAGCCGGUGUUUGCAAAUAUGGCGACAAGUGCCAAUUCGCGCACGGAAUACGUGAACUGCGCAACCUACAGCGCCAUCCCAAGUAUAAGACGGAGUUGUGCCGCACUUUCCACUCUGUCGGUUUCUGUCCUUAUGGACCCCGUUGCCAUUUUGUACACAACGCGGAGGAAGCACGACGUCGUGAACCAUCAUCUCCUGGAGGUUCUUUAGCAUCCCUUUCAUCUGGUGGUUCGAUGGCUUCAUACAUGAGUGAUGGAUCACGCUCUCCGCGCUCUCCGCACUCUCCGCACUCACCGAUAGCACCGCAGUCUCCACUGGCGCCGCACUCGCCUCCUGCGAUGUCGCCACCUGCGCAAGCUACUGCCUUCGCUUUCCGCCGCACGCACUCACCCGACCCAGAAGAAGAACGACUCCCUGUAUUCAACCGUCUGUCGUCCGCAUUCGGCGACCUCGUCAUCGCCUAG
Arctia plantaginis is the source of this 768-nucleotide messenger RNA. The record is from the annotation of a GenBank genome assembly. Lineage: Eukaryota; Metazoa; Arthropoda; Insecta; Lepidoptera; Erebidae.